Messenger RNA from Venustampulla echinocandica, 1038 nucleotides. RefSeq names its product Mov34-domain-containing protein. Lineage: Eukaryota; Fungi; Ascomycota; Leotiomycetes; Helotiales; Pleuroascaceae. Gene Ontology annotation, cellular component: cytoplasm; COP9 signalosome. The record is from RefSeq and is a predicted model, not a curated record. Gene Ontology annotation, molecular function: protein binding; deNEDDylase activity; metallopeptidase activity. Gene Ontology annotation, biological process: protein deneddylation. The transcript is spliced from 2 exons. Bases 1 to 1038 code for a protein of 345 amino acids.
AUGGACACGGCCUUUAAGACAUGGGAGCUGGACAACAACAUCAAACUGGUCGAUCCAGAACGAGAUGCCCUCUACACGUACGAUGUUGCAGAACAGAAGGCCGUGAAUGAUGGGAAGCCAUGGAAAGGCGAACCCCACUACUUCAAGAAUGUCCGGAUCUCAGCCGUGGCACUCCUGAAGAUGGUCAUGCAUGCACGGUCCGGAGGUUCCCUAGAAAUCAUGGGCUUGAUGCAAGGCAAGAUCUCGGGGGACACAUUUAUCGUCACGGAUGCCUUCCGAUUGCCGGUCGAGGGGACAGAGACCCGAGUCAAUGCUCAAGACGAGGCAAACGAAUAUAUGGUGGCCUACCUUCAGGCUUGCCGUGACCAGGGCAAACUAGAGAACGCCGUGGGAUGGUACCACAGCCAUCCAGGCUACGGCUGCUGGCUCAGCGGUAUCGAUGUUAGCACCCAGGCAACACAGCAGACAUUCAGCGAUCCCUUCCUAGCUGUGGUUAUUGACCCCGAUCGCACCAUCUCAGCCGGCAAAGUUGAGAUCGGUGCCUUCAGAACAUACCCCGAGGAUUACAAGCCAGCAAACUCCGGCGCAGACGAUGGAUAUCAGACCAUUCCUCUUGCUAAGAUAGAGGAUUUCGGUGCCCACAGCAGCCGAUACUAUUCGCUAGAGGUCUCCCACUUCAAGAGCUCGCUCGAUACACAUCUGUUGGAGCUCCUAUGGAAUAAAUACUGGGUCCAAACUCUUAGCCAAAGCCCGCUAUUCACCAAUCGGGAAUAUAGUAGCAAGCAAAUGCUUGAUUUAAGCUCCAAGAUACGUGAAGCUGCAAGCUCGGUCGCACGUGCUGGCAGAACCCCAGUAGGGACGCAUGUAAAUAAAGCGGUUGAUGAGAAGAUGGACAAAGCGGUGAGAGAUGGUAAUAAGAUUGCAGGAGAGGAACUGACUGGUUUGAUGGCUGGAGAGAUUAAGGCGAAGCUUUUCAAUGGGCUUGGAGAAGCAGGGCAGAAACAAGAUCCUCCGGCUGCAGUCUCAACAGAGACAUGA